UCCAGUUGGAAGCCAUGGCAAGAGAGUUUAGUUUCACAGCAGAAUUGAACGGUUGCAGUGCGGAGUUCUUUGUUGCUGCGUCGCGUAACAGUGGCCAAAUUGUAAUUUUCUCACUCUGUGUGGUGUGAGAGGAAGUUUAUUGGUUGUUGGCACCCAAAUUCACUUGUUGUGACACCCUUCCUGAGAAUUUCACAAGUGCGGCUCCCCCCAUUGAUUUAACCAUCAUCAUCGUUUUUUGGGGGCUUUUCCACAUCAAGGAAAAAGGAAGCGCGGGAUCAUUCACCUUUUAUUGCCUCAUAUUUUUCUGCGCAAAAGGAUACUUCGUGCGAAUGACCUGAAAAAAAAGUGAGGAUCUAUAGUGUUGUGUUUAGUGUGAAAAUAAAAGAAUUAUAAGUUGUGAGCAUUUGAGAACACAUUUAAGCAUUUCUUGGAUUUAUAUUUUGUAACAUGAUAUAAAAUCUUCUCACGACACGCCUGUUAAUUUGGUUCUCUCGGUGUCAAUUUGUGCAAGCGGAAAGUAAUUCAACAAAAUGUCGCUCGACUGUGGAACAUGGAUAGCCAAAUAUGUGCUGUGCCUGUUCAACUUUAUCUUUUUCAUUCUCGGCACAGUGGUUCUGGGUAUUGGGAUAUGGCUGGCAGCAGACAAAUCAUCAUUUGUUGCUCUCCUAAAAAUGGUGGAGAAUGAACAUCUCGAGCAAUUCACCCAGCCCGCCGUCAUUGAUCAACUAGCCUAUGUCCUCAUAGUUUGCGGAAGUAUAACAUUCCUGCUCAGUUUUUUGGGCUAUUGUGGUGCCAUUCGAGAGAGUAAAUGUCUCCUAACAACGUAUGCAUCUCUAAUGAUCUUGAUCCUCGUGGCGGAAAUCUGUGUGGGGAGCAUUGCAGCCGCCUACAAGGACCGAACAAAGGCUGAGACGAAGGAAUUCCUCCAGUCGACAAUAUCACGAUAUUACUCAACACGAGAGCACACGGAUGCCGUGACCCUCAUGUGGAAUCACAUAAUGGCGCAGAUGUCUUGUUGCGGCGUGAAUGACUACAAAGAUUUCAGUUCAUCGGAAAAUUGGAUGCGUGACCGGGGCAACAGGACAAUCCCGGAGGCAUGUUGUGUGCUCAAUGAUAAAACAUUGCUCGAAUUGAGGGAUCCCAGUUGUCCGUAUUCCCCUUCAGAGUCCAACAGCUACUACAAAAGGGGUUGCUAUGAAGCCGUCCUCGAAUGGAUUCUCUCCCAUCAGACCCUCAUUAUUGGUGUUGGCAUUGGCAUUGGACUCAUUCAGCUUUUGGCAAUUUUCCUCGCAUUCUGCCUCUGCAAAGCCAUCGAUAAAUUCCGAGGAAUGCGACUCUAAAUUUCAUUUUUUUUUCUUUUUCGAGGGAACACAGGGAGGGAAUCGCGAUAUGUGUGUGUGUGAAAGGCGUACAUUUAAUUCACAUGAAUUCACUAAAGAAAAAAUUCUCACCCAUUUCACACAACAACAACAAAAGAAUAAGGAAACUCAUUGUACAAUGUCUUUUUCGUCCUCGACGAUACAUUAUUAAAAAAGAAGGUCCAGAAUCACGUUUUCGAUUGUUGCGAGAGCAUAAAAGACGCAGAAAUGAAGAGGAAAUGUUUAGAAUUAAGAAAAGUAAAAGAAAAUCACGAAAUAAUCUGAAUUAUUAUGUGUAAAGCUGUUUAGAAAGAAAGGCAAUAUAAUUUCUAUCUCAAACA
Messenger RNA from Lutzomyia longipalpis, 1699 nucleotides. Its product is annotated as CD82 antigen. NCBI's taxonomy places the organism in Eukaryota, Metazoa, Arthropoda, Insecta, Diptera, Psychodidae. Gene Ontology annotation, cellular component: membrane. The coding region runs from base 531 to 1340 and encodes 269 amino acids. The transcript is spliced from 6 exons. The record is from RefSeq and is a predicted model, not a curated record.